AUGGUGCGCCUCCUCGCCCCCGCUGCGCUGCUCGCAGCCGCCUCGACGGCCGCCUCGGCCCUCUCGCUGCCUGCCCUGGCGCGCCGCCAGCGCAUUGCCGUGUGCGACUGCGGUGUCAUCGACACCACCGAUCCGAACCAGGCCAUGUGGACAGACUACUUUGAGCGCGACUUCCGCACGAUGAGCCGAGCAGACGUGGAGCGGGACUUCGUCGUCAUGUCCUACGACAUCAAGCGGCCUGUCGGCCUCGCCCGCUCCUACGAGCCAGACAACAUGCGCGUCGACUCAGAAGGCCUCAAGCUCACCGUCUCGCCCGCAAACGACCAGGGCGAGGUGCCGUCGGCGGGCAUCCUGACUAAACACAAGGAGUUCGGCUUUGGUCACUACACCAUUGAGACUCAGUCUACGCCAGACGCAGGACUCGUUCACGCCUUCUACAACUACGAGUCAGACGAAAACGAGGUGGAUAUGGAGUACGUCACGACGGGGAACGGCACGCAGCGCCUCCGGACGUCGGUGAAGCCGCAGCUCUACAUGGCAAACGGCCAAGCGGAUCCGUCGACGUACUCCGAGAUCACUCCGGCCAGCGGCGUCGACCUCGCAAGCUCGAGCAACACGUGGUCGUACAUCUGGAACUCGUCGGCCGUCGUGUUCGGCCUCAACGACGAGUACACGGAGGUGCUCACCAGGAACGUGCCGCAGACGCCCGGCACGCUCGCCAUCAGCGCCUGGAGCGACGGCAACCCGCGCUUCAGCGGCGGCCCGCCGGCGCAGAACGCCACCGUCCUCGUCACACGCCUGUGGGCCGUGUACAACGCCACGGGCGGCUCGCUGGAGUGCAAGGCGCGCAAGGCGGCGUGCGGCAUUGCCGAGGCGGCCCAGGCCACGACCCCUCACGGCUACAACAACGCCGUCUCGGGUCGUGCUGCGUCGUCGGCGCUCGCCGUUGCCGCCGUCGCUCUUGUCGGCGCCGGCCUGCUGCUGUAA
Tilletiopsis washingtonensis is the source of this 987-nucleotide messenger RNA. Its product is annotated as concanavalin A-like lectin/glucanase. Bases 1 to 987 code for a protein of 328 amino acids. The record is from RefSeq and is a predicted model, not a curated record. Gene Ontology annotation, biological process: carbohydrate metabolic process. NCBI's taxonomy places the organism in Eukaryota, Fungi, Basidiomycota, Exobasidiomycetes, Entylomatales. The transcript has 7 exons. Gene Ontology annotation, molecular function: hydrolase activity, hydrolyzing O-glycosyl compounds.